This is a messenger RNA of Meloidogyne enterolobii, 1279 nucleotides long. The record is from the annotation of a GenBank genome assembly. NCBI's taxonomy places the organism in Eukaryota, Metazoa, Nematoda, Chromadorea, Rhabditida, Meloidogynidae.
UGAAAAUAAAAAUUGUUGGGAGGCAAGCGGUUUCGAACCCACACCCCUAUUUACCUUAAAUUCAAAAGUUAUCCGACUACACCAAAGAAUACAGAAUGUUAAUUUUAAGCAUGUUCUAAUGCUUUUUUCUGGAAUAAAUAUUUUAAAAUCAUUUUUGUUGGUUUAUUCAAAAUUCUAUUUAAAAUGAAUAGAAAAUUAUUUAUUUUUGAUUGUAUUAUUAAUCUAAUUUUGUUUUUAAAGUACAGAAAAAAUGGAACACAAUAGAUAUGGAAAUAAAAGACACGGCGGUGUUGGACAUGACGAUGCUGCUGCAACAAUUGUCGAUGAAGGAAAAUUAAAUUUGGAAGCGGACCAAACAUCUUCAAUUAUUUAUCACAAUCCUUUCCUAGCCCUUUCUAUCCAACAACAACGUCAACGCUUGCCAAUAUCAAAAUACCGAAAUCAGUUACUUUAUUUGGUUGAAAAAUACAAAACUUUAGUGGUUGUAGGAGAAACAGGAUCAGGCAAAAGCACUCAACUCCCCCAAUAUCUCGCAGAAUUUGGAUGGGCUCAAGAAGGAAAGAAAAUUUGUAUAACACAGCCUAGAAGAGUUGCAGCAGUUACUUUAGCUAAUAGAGUAGCAGAAGAAAUGAUGUGUUCUUUAGGUUCUGAAGUUGGUUAUGCUGUUCGUUUUGAUGAAUGUAUUUCUGAUAAAACAAAAAUAAAGUAUGUUACGGAUGGUCUUUUGCUUAGAGAAUUAAUGAGUGAUCCAUUGCUAGAGGCAUAUAGUGUUGUAAUCAUUGAUGAGGCUCAUGAACGUUCUGUCAACUCCGAUUUAGUUAUUGGAUUACUUCGAAAAAUAAUUGCUAUAAGAGAUGAUCUUCGAAUUAUUCUGUUUCGUGACUUUUUCGAGUUAAAUGAAGAUUACAAAAAUCCUGAUAAAAAUACUGCUACAAUAAUUUCUGUAGAGGGAAGGAUGUUUCCUGUUAAUGUAUUCUACACUAAAGUAGGAGUCCCAGAUUAUGUCCAAACAACAGUUGAUACAAUUCUAAGAUUACAUAGAGAAGAACCUUCUGGUGAUAUUUUAGCCUUUCUAACUGGUCAAGAUGAAGUUGAACAAGCAUGUAAAUUGUUGGAAGGAAGUGUUAAAUCUUUACCUAAAGAUUUGGAUAAAUUGUUGAUUUUACCACUUUAUGGAGGUCUGGACAUUUUUUUAUAUAUUCUUUACUUGGUGUUGGGCAGGUUUAAAUUUGAAGAGUUCUCUACUUUGAGAACUCCCUUGCAAGAAUUCCAUAAUUAA